AUGCCUCAGCUCAUGGGAGAAGUCCCCCUCCUCACCCUCUUCGCCGAUGUCCACUACUACUUCAGCCCCCCCACCGCAAGACCUCUGCACCAUCGAUUCGAUAAGACCUCCUACGUCUAUCUAUACCACCAUCCUGCCCAGGGUCGUGGGCGCCUCGAGAUCGCCAACAACGCUGGUACGGCAGAGCAAGAUGCUUUCAUGGGAUACCUGGAUACCGUGCAGGUGGACCGCUCAUACAAGCAUCCAAAUCUCUAUACUAUCACCAUAGACGGCCGCGCUGCGGCGAAUGGUCAUUCCUCCCCCAGCCCGCAGCAGGACAUGUCGCAAUGGCACCUACCAACGUACGAUCUGCGGAGCGAGGCCAAGUACAUGUACAGACUACACAGCAUCGAUCUCUACUUCUGGACAGCAGACGACGCCGACAAGUUUCUUGAGGCGCUGAAACGAGUGGUGCCAGAGGACCGGAUACGGCUGCGCGACAGGUCGUCUUCACACUACGAACACCGAGAUACAAUGAGUCCUGUGGUGCAGAAGCUUGAGCAGGUGGCCAUCUCCAAGCCAUACCAGGGGCGGACUGCCAGCGUCAGUACCACAAAAUCUUACCAAGGCCCUCCAACAGCGGUAUCCACAUCCAGCACAAGCACCAGCGCCACGUCCCCUCCCUCUACCGAAGCGCCUCCGCAUUAUGCGCCAAUGGCCUACAACCCCGCCGCUCCCGCAGCGCCCGAACCCAUUGCGCACCGCGAGAAGACGCCGCCUCCCCCCGACGCGCAAAGUGGCACCGGGCUCGCCGCCGCAGCCCAGCACGACCACAGCAGCCCCUAUAACAGCCCUCCGCAAGCGCAGCAUCCAUCGUACCCUCAAUACCAGCAGCAAUUCCACCCCAGCGCGCCGCACAGCCAAUCCAACCACUCCUUCUCGCCUCCCCUCCAGCGCGCCAGUACGGCGUCCUCGUUCCCUCCGCCGCCGCCCCCGCAGCAGCCCAGCAGCGCCGGCCCACCGACCACCCAACACGCCUUCGCGCCGCCGCCCGCAGAUCCCUACAGCCAGCCAGCUCAGCCAGGCCAGCAGCCGGCCCAAAUGCUACGCCAGCACACCACGCCCGCGUCCUACGCCCCGUACCCCCAACAACAGCAGCAGCAGCAGCAGCAACCCUACACAGACUACGCCCACCCACCCCUCCAGCCCCCCGGCCCCCCCCCCCCCAACCCCGCCGCAGGCGCAAUGCUCGGCCCGCACGCCCCUCCCCCUCCCACCCAACCCCAGCACAUCCCGCACGUGCAGUACGGCCAGUACGGCUCCUACGGCCAGCCCCAGCAGGCAGAAGCCUACAACGUCCACAGCCAGGCGUACAGACCCUCAAAGGCGGAAGCCGCGUACGGACACCACACGGAGGAUAACCAUGGCGCGCAGGCUCCCGGGGCCGCGCCGCCGGCGGGGGGGAGGUUGGAGCAGGGGCUUGGGAAGGUGGAGAAGGGGGUUGGGCGGUUUUUAAAGAGGUUGGAUAAGAAACUUUAG
Messenger RNA from Coniosporium apollinis CBS 100218, 1518 nucleotides. RefSeq lists its product as uncharacterized. Lineage: Eukaryota; Fungi; Ascomycota; Dothideomycetes. Bases 1 to 1518 code for a protein of 505 amino acids. The transcript has a single exon. The record is from RefSeq and is a predicted model, not a curated record.